CUCUCUCCUUCUUCUUCUCUUCGUCGUCAAUUUUCCAUUUUCCCUCAUCGAUUCUCCGGCGGAAAACCGAAAAAAGGUAAUUCAUAAUCUGAACCUAAACCUUUUCCGAUAUCAUUUUUAUUGUUGGCCACAGAAGGUAGGAAAAGAUAACACUCUGGUGUCCAAGUCACUAAGGGCAUGGCUGAGCUUAAGACUUCUGGGAGACCUAUAGACCAGUUGUUGGAGAAGGUUCUCUGCAUGAACAUUCUAUCUUCUGAUUACUUCAGAGACCUUUUGCGCCUGAAAACUUAUCAUGAAGUGAUUGAUGAAAUCUAUAAUCAAGUUGACCAUGUGGAACCAUGGAUGACUGGCAACUGUCGUGGUCCUUCAACAGCCUUCUGCCUUCUCUACAAGUUCUUCACAAUGAAACUUACUGUCAAGCAAAUGCAUGGCCUGUUAAAGCAUCCAGAUUCUCCUUACAUUAGAGCUAUUGGGUUCCUUUAUCUGAGAUAUCUUGGUGAUUUUAAGACAUUAUGGGGUUGGUAUGAGCCUUACCUCAAAGAUGAUGAGGAUGCAAGGACCACUCUUGCUUGAAGGUGCAUGGACAUGAUUUUUUUUUGCAGGAAUUCUCUCCUGGAUCCAGUGGGCAAAUGACCACAAUGGGUGUAUAUGUGCGUGACUUAUUUCUCGGGCAGUAUUAUUUUGACACACUACUACCCCGCAUUCCUGUUCCUGUCGUGCGGACAGCAGUUGCCAGUCUCGAAAAAAUGAAUCUGCCGACCAAACUUUCUGGGUCGAUUGGGGAUUCUAGUCGUGGAUCUGAGGAAACUUCUCGCCGGCCACCUUCUGUCAAAGCUUCCCUUUCAGUGUCCUUUGGUCAGCGGGCACCUCAUCGUGCAUCAACUAGAGAUUCAUCUCCCAUCCGAAGAACAAUUGCACCACCAUCCUAUGAUAAGGAUGGUGCAAAUGGUUCAAGACGUUCCCCCAGCAUGCGCCGGAGUCAAAGCCGUGAUUUAUCUGACCGGGAAAAUUCUGAAAGGGACAGGGGCCGGGACCGGGACAGGGACAGGGACAGGGACAGGGACAGGGACAGGGAAAGAACUAGGGACAGAGAACGUGAUAGGGAUAGGGAUAGGGAUAGGUAUAGGGACCAGGAAAGAGAAAGGGAUAGGGGCAGGGAUCGGGAUAGAGAUAGAAGGUAUGAUAACGAAAGAGAUCGUGAAAGGGACAGAGACAGGAGGCAUGAUUAUGACAGAGACCGGGGAAGGGAUAGAGACAGGAGGUAUGACUAUGAUCGAAGGUCAAUUGAGAGAAGCAGAAGAGACUAUGACAGGAGCAGGAGCCGUAGUAGGAGUAGAAGCCACAGCCGAAGCUUGCAUGAUCAAGGUACAAGGCUUGACCAGCAGCGAACUCCACCUAGGGAUGAGAGCAAGGAGAAGAAGGCUGCAUCUAGCAAUCUGGCCAAGCUUAAAGAUCUAUAUGGCGACUUCGGCAAUAAAAAGGAGAACAUAGGUGAUGACAGGGCUCCAAAUAGGGAUACUAGUACUGAGGAGGUUAUCAGACUUGGUGGUUCUACAUGGAGGUAGUUGGUUACAUUUACGUUUUGUAAGAGUUUGGAUACUCUCACUGUCUCACCUUCUCAGAAGAGCACAUUGACAGCUAGCCUUUUGUUGAAAGGGAAUAUGCAAACUGAUAGCUGCAGAGAGGAGAUGCUGUUUCAUGUUUUCUGCAGUCGGCAGAGCUGCUUGUAAACUGGAUUUCCUUUACUAUUAUUUUAGACUUGUGUUACAAUAUUGGAUGGAUUUCAAUUGUCCCUUUGUUUGUUAAAACAUUAUUACUACUUAAAGCAAUUGACAAACUUAUAAGACAAUCAUCAUUGCAGGAUUUGAUA
This is a messenger RNA of Solanum lycopersicum (tomato), 1870 nucleotides long. NCBI's taxonomy places the organism in Eukaryota, Viridiplantae, Streptophyta, Magnoliopsida, Solanales, Solanaceae. The record is from RefSeq and is a predicted model, not a curated record.